This is a messenger RNA of Arvicanthis niloticus (Nile rat), 1216 nucleotides long. RefSeq lists its product as uncharacterized. NCBI's taxonomy places the organism in Eukaryota, Metazoa, Chordata, Mammalia, Rodentia, Muridae. The record is from RefSeq and is a predicted model, not a curated record.
GCCACCAGUGGGGAUGGCGAAGAUAUACCGGAGAAUACAGAUGCACCUGAUGACCAAAAAAACACACCAGAGACUAUGGAGUCGGUGGAAGCAAGAAGGCGCAGACGCAUUUCUGAGCUAUUAAAGAGAAUUGAACAGAAGCAAGCUACAGCCUUUCAGGAUGUGAUGGGACCUGAAGUCUGUAAAGUUUCUUCAGCUGAAACAGCUGUACAGAAUAAAAAAGAGAAUGCCACGGCUCCUUCACCAGUUGACGAAGAAAAGACAUCAGAGUCCUCCGUGCAGGUGGAGCCUACAAGAUUCAAAUGUUUUUUUUCACUUUUACAAAGAUUUUCUAAGAAGGACCCACAUCCUUCCCAGGCUUGGGCGGAACCUCCAGGUCCUCCAAGUACUUCCAAAGAAACAUCAGCAAACGAAAAAGGAAUGCAAAAUGUUCCAGACAUUAAAGAGCUAUUUUUUAAAAAAGAAGAGUUUGAACCUCAUGAUGAGGGGUCCUGGGAAGAAUACCAAAGCUAUUUCCCACAUGGGGUUCAUGUUCCCGACUCUAGACAAACAAUGGCUUCCACCAUGGUAGAGAGUUAUGUAGCCCAGGUGGGAGACACAGAUGUUGAAGAACAAGAACAACUGGAUAGUAAAGAGAAUUUUCCUGAUGCUUAUGAAGUACAGCAUUGGGAAAUGAGAAAAAGAGCAAGCACUCUUUCUCCUGCGGUCAACACACUAUUUGUACAUCGACCAGGAUCUUCCGAGUCUGAUGAGGAAAGUACACCCAUCAGAAGGAAGAAGAGGAGAUACAAGAGGCGCCUUUAAUUAAAACCCUUCCCUUCCAUAUUCCCCCAGCCCCAUGUCCUUGGUAUGAAUGCGGGGGGUGGGUGGGAGGGGGGACUUCAGUAGCUGCAAGUAGAGAGAUGUUAACCAAUGGCCAGAACAAACACCGUACAAAGCUUCUACCAGGCGUAUGAAUCCAGGGACAAGGUGCCUUGUCACCUGUGAAGACCUCUGAGCAUUAUGGAGAAGGAACCAGAUUUCUGUCCUCUGCUGCAUCAUUUGACACAUCAUGCUACCUGGCCUGUUUGUGGACAACAUACAGUGAGACCGACAUCAGAAUAACUUGACCAGCUGUCUGCCUAGGUUAACGAAGCUCUCUAUGACCAGUUUCUCCCUAUCUGCCCAGCCUAUUUACCCAGAUUGCCCUCUUUUUAUAAUAAACUCUUUCAAAGUU